Molecule: messenger RNA, 300 nt
Organism: Rotaria sp. Silwood1
Lineage: Eukaryota; Metazoa; Rotifera; Eurotatoria; Philodinida; Philodinidae
Source: the annotation of a GenBank genome assembly
AUGAUGAUGAAAGGAAGUCUAUUACUUGUCUUUGGUAUAAUUCUAUUAAAUUGUAUAAUAAAUGAAUGUCGAAUAAUUCAAUGUUAUUCUUGUUCAGAUUGUGCUAAUUCAGUAUUAAAAGAUGUUAAUAUUAUUCAAACAACUAAUGAUAAAGAUCAAUGCAUUAAAACAACAAUAUUAACAGGAACAAAUCGUGAUAGUGACAAACAAGUUAAUCGUGGUGCUUCAUCACAAUGUCAACCAUAUUCAAGUGAACAAAUUUCAAUUUAUUGUUGUCAAUCAGACUUUUGUAAUGCAUAA